Brettanomyces bruxellensis is the source of this 3567-nucleotide messenger RNA. RefSeq lists its product as uncharacterized. Gene Ontology annotation, cellular component: nucleus. The coding region runs from base 1 to 3567 and encodes 1188 amino acids. NCBI's taxonomy places the organism in Eukaryota, Fungi, Ascomycota, Pichiomycetes, Pichiales, Pichiaceae. The transcript is spliced from 2 exons. Gene Ontology annotation, biological process: error-prone translesion synthesis; error-free translesion synthesis. Gene Ontology annotation, molecular function: DNA-directed DNA polymerase activity; deoxycytidyl transferase activity; damaged DNA binding. The record is from RefSeq and is a predicted model, not a curated record.
AUGUACCGCAGCUCUUCAAGCACAGCCCAGGAUUGGGGUUCAGUUGAUGAUUCCGAAGUGGUGGAGCUGUUAGACACAUUAGGUUCCAAGAAUAAAGUUGCAAAUGAUCUAAAUGCGGCUACUUCCAAUUCUAGUGGCGGCAGUCCUGUGGUUCUAACCGACAAAGAUGAGGAUUCUUCCCCAAUUGUUGACGUUCCAUCUUCACAAAUAGAUAAUGAAGAAAGCAACAAUCCAGCCAUAACCUCCUCAGAUACAAUAUCUGAGACAUGGCAUUCGAUGAGUAAUGCUCAGUCUCAGGCAAUGAGUUCUACCGCAAACGGUUACGACUUUCAUCUUAGCAGUUCAGAUCGGCUAAUUCCUACUGUUAAAGAUGCAGCAUCGGAUAAUCAUUCGGGAAUAUUGAUACAUCCCACUUCCAGCAAUGCAGAAGAUCCGUUUUUGCCCACGCAAAAGGACUUGCAACCUCCAUCUCAGUCCAUUGAAUUGAAUAUCAAUUCAAGCCCAAAGAAAGACAACAGUGAAGAUUUGGCAUUUCCAGUAUUGACAAGUCCGUCUCACGAACCAAGCUCCCCGUUUCUGUCCAAUACUUCCAAACAACCUACCUCCAGUUCGGUUGGCUUCAAUACACUGGAUGAACAAGAAGUAUUCGAAGAGUUGGAGGAGGCCAAAGCUCAAAAUGGAUCUCAGAAAGAGCACGUAGAGCUCAAAAAGUUUACUUCACCACCUACAGAAAGCAACAGCUCUGUUAAGGCAGCUGAGUUCAAGUCUGUGUUAAAGGAUGUGGAUAGAAUACCAUCACCGCCUCCGAUUGGUGAUGAUAAGAGUCAGCAGGUUGAAGAAGAGCUUGAAUUUGGAGAUUAUGCGACGUAUUUCCACAAUAAGCAUAUUAAACAGCAAGAGCAAGAUCAAGACUUCGUUGAUUUUGCCAAGAGAGCUCAGAAUAAGGUGUGUCCGCCCAUUUUUAAAGGAUGUGUCAUAUACGUAAACGGUAAAACGUCUCCGGACAUAGCCCAGCUUCAUAAACUGAUCAUAUUGCAUGGUGGUAAGUUUUUGGCAUAUUUAGGAGCCAAAGGUAAUGCCACGCAUAUUAUUGCCGAGGUUUUGACACCAAGAAAACGGAUUGAGUUUAGAAACUACAAGGUUGUGCGGCCGGCAUGGAUAUUGGACAGUAUUGAGGCUGGAAAGAUUCUUCCCUGGAGCAAUUAUAUGUUGAUCAACAACGACUAUGGGCAGAAACGGCUCAAUUUCUGGACUUCCGGAAAUGGCAAUGCUUUGGAAUUGCAGCAAAAGAAAGGUCAGGAUGAAGAUAAGCAGGAUGAAGAUAAGGAUGACCCUGCAUUUCAGAUAUCGCAGAUAUCCGAGUAUACCGACCCGGAACCAGCUCUGGAUGAGAAAGAGCAGCAGGAUGAUGAGAUGAUGGAAGGUGUUGCUGGCCACGCUCAGAAAUACAAACAGUUAACAGCAAAGGAUCCGGGUUUCCUUGAUAAUUUCUUUGCCAAGUCAAGACUUCAUCAUCUCAGCACUUGGAAGAUGGAUCUUCGGUCGAAAUUCUUGCAAAGAGCAAUUCAGACACUUCAGAAGCGGCACACAAGGUCUAAUUUACCACCCAAUACACAUAAAGUCAUCAUUCAUGUGGAUUUUGACUGCUUUUUUGCAACCGUGUCUGCCUUGAAACACAAUCCACCAAUUGACAUUCACAAGUAUCCAAUUUGCGUGACACACGGCAGCAAUGGGUCCGAUAUUGCCUCCUGUAAUUACAUAGCACGUGCACAGGGAUGCAGAAAUGGAAUGUGGUUGGGAAAGGCUAAGAAACUCUGUCCGGAUCUCAUGUGUUUGGAUUAUAACUUUGAGGCAUAUGAGCAGAUUUCGCGGAUGUUUUAUGACACCAUACUACAGUAUGAUGUGGACUCGAUCUUGCCCGUGAGUGUAGAUGAAGCUUUGCUGGAUGUCAGCAGCUUGUGUGUCAAGGAGAAUGCUGAAGUGUUGAUGAAAGACAUCAGGUUGAAAGUAUUUUCCAAAACUGGGUGCUCUGUGAGUUGUGGGUGUGGUCCGAAUGUUCUUUUGGCAAAGCUGUGUCUAAAAAAGGCAAAGCCCGAUGGGCAAUUCAAAGUUGAUCCCGAGCAUAUUCAGGAUUUUAUAGAUGGAGUCAAGUUUCAGGAUCUACCGGGGAUGGGGUACCGCAUCACCGAAAAACUGGAAAGUGGACUGGGAAAGGAGAAUAUCUCAGUGGGGCAGUUGAAGGCAGUUUCAAAAGAAAGACUAACUGCGAUGUUUGGAAUGAAGACUGGAACCACUAUUUAUGAAUAUGUCCGUGGUGUAGAUCACACAUCAAUCGAUAUUCUGUCGGAUCGGGCCAAGUUUGUUCGCAAAUCACUAUCAAUAAACAUCAACUGGGGUGUUAGAUUCGAUGAAAGUGUCGAAGUUGAGCAGUUCCUCGAACGGUUGUCCAAAGUUAUGAAUAAGAGACUGGAAGAUGCCUGUAUGAUAGGUGGGUCUGUCAGUUUGAAGUUGGCUUUAAGACAUCCGAAAGCUCCUGUUGAUCCUGCAAAGUUUUUGGGCAUGGGAAGAUGCAUUUUUGUGUCUAAAGCAUCGGCAUUUGGCAGCAAAACGAGGAACUCUGGUUUGAUCAGUGGUGAAUUGAAGUACUUGUGGCGAGUUUUGGGAGCUGAGCCAAAGGAGUUGCGAGGUAUUGCAAUAACUAUGGGCAAACUAUCUUCAGAUGAUGGCACAACCAGUAAGGGCAGCCAGAGCAAGCUUGUAUUGCCCAAUUCAGAUGAAAAGCGUGUCUCUGGAGCUUUGAAAAGAAAGCAGAAUGAUUUGGAAUUGACGCAUGCUCAGAAGAAAGUAAAGAGUGCAGAUUUGUUUUCUUCCAAUGUUCCAUCUUCUCCUUUGAAAAGUGCAAUUCCAACUGGUGAAGACGAACCACUCAUAGUGAAGCAAUUACGGCUUUCGCCCAAAAAGAAGAACAGAAAGCGGAAUAUAGCAUUUCAGCCUGUGCAAAUAACCCGGGACGAGAUAAACUGGGACGUGUUUGGAGAAUUGCCGAUGAGUAUUCAGCAAGAAAUAAAGCAGGAGUUAAGACGGCGAGAUUUAGCUGCCAGCCCCAAGAAGAAGAAGAAGGUGAGUGAUGUUAUUCGUGUUAAAGGCAGACUGCUUUUUAAAAGUGAACUUUCAACAAAAUAUGGUGGUAUUACUCGUGGUAAUCAGCCACAGAAAGUCGUCAUCACGCAAAAGUUGAUUGAUUCUCAUGCCAUUUUGAGGUUUCAGGGAAUACCGAUAAGUGAGUUCGACACGAUCAAGAAGAAGCUUCUGGAAUGGAUAGAUACAUCGAUUAAUGAUAAGGAGGGGCCAUUUGAUGAGGAUGUGGGUAUGUUCAGCGAUCUCAUGUUCAAGUUGAUUGAAAUUGGUGAAAUCCUCAAGUUUUUGAGUAUUCUGGAUGUCAUGAAGGUCCGAUUACAGGACAGAAGUGAUAAACCUGGAUACGCAAAGUGGGAGACUGUUCUUGCCGAAUUCAAGGCGAUAUUGAAAGAUACAAAUACGGAUAAAAUGUUUCAGUAUGGCUUCUAG